Messenger RNA from Knipowitschia caucasica, 255 nucleotides. Lineage: Eukaryota; Metazoa; Chordata; Actinopteri; Gobiiformes; Gobiidae. The record is from the annotation of a GenBank genome assembly.
AUGUCCGCCUCGGUGGGGCCCCAAGGCGGCCCGCGCCCACCCACCGCGCCGCCAUGCAUGCCCGAUCUGCCGGACCUCAGCCACCUCACCGAAGAGGAGAGGAAGAUCAUUAUGGGUGUGAUGGCUCGACAGAAGGAGGAGGAGGAGAAAGAACAAGCCAUGCUAAAUGAGCCCACACAGCUCAGCCAUCACGGUCUUGGGAUGGAGCCUCUUCCAAUCACAGUGCAGCCUGGCUACACGGGCCUCUCUAUAUAG